AUGGCGCUCCUCAGCCUGGUCCUCCUCAGCUUGCUGCCGUGCCUAUGCCUCUCGAACUUCCUCCCAGAUCUUCUAGGCACCGAUAGGAGACCACCGGGAGAUGGGUCGACUAGCGAGCAUCUAGAGAAUGCCGGUCUUAAACACAUAAGAGCAGCACUCCAGAGUCGGAAAGUCCACAACGUUACCGGCAGCGUCGCGCCACCAAGGAAAUGGAACAAAAUUGCGGAUCGUUCCUCGCGAGAUCCCUUAGCCAGCUAUGGGGCCGGAAUCGUGUACAUAAUGCAGCUCAAUAUCGGCACACCCGGCCAGAGGAUCUCGCUCAUUCUCGACACGGGAUCGUACGCGUUGCUUGUGAACCCGGACUGCAACCAAGCAGCAGACCCAAAUGCCUGCCGUACGUAUGGUUACUACGAUACGGAGCAGUCCUCCACCGCUCAAGGUCCUGACGGCUGGUUCUCCGGUCAAUUCGGCACCGGGUUUAUGCAAGGAGUGUGGUAUAAUGAUAUGGUAUACGUUGGCCAAGAUUAUCUGCCAUUGCCAAACUCGAGGGUUGGAGUGAGCCAGUUGAGCGAGUACAUAUGGGCUGGGGUGCUGGGGGUCUCGUAUGGCCGCGCAUGGAAUACCGGAUACCAAACCAUACUAGACCUUCUAGUCAAGGAACAAUAUAUCGAGGUGCCCAUAUUCAGCCUGGGUGUUGGUUACCAGGGCGGCGGAAGCCCGAGCGAUAUUAUAUUCGGGGGCGUCGAUAGAAAGAAGUUUCGAGGAUAUCUCGAACCCCUAGAGAUAUACCCUUACCCAGAGGACCAGAUGGCGCACUACGGCCAAGUAGGCUAUCGUGUGAAUAUGACAUCCCUCGGGAUUACUCCUCCCGGCCAGAACGAAGUAAUACUGACAGACGACCGCUUCGAACGUAACGUGUUGAUCGAUUCCGGAUCGACGUACACGUAUCUCGCUGCUGAUCUAGUCAUCGCGAUCGCCGAGGCCUUGCACGCAACCCUCGACGAUAACGGAGUCUACCGCGUGCCGUGCGAGAGCCGGAACCUCGACGGGUCCGUGAACUUCGGGUUCAACUUCUGGAACAUCGUCAUCCGGGUCAACUACGCCGAUUUCAUCGUCGACUUUGACUCGUACUGCGCCCUCGGGGUCCAGUCGCUGGACGAACCCGACGAUACGUGGGUGUUGGGCACCAGCUUCAUCCGGGCAGCCUACCUCGUAUUCGACCAGCUGAACAACGCUGUCUGGGUCGCACAAUAUCUGCCUUGCGGCGAAGGGGGGAUAACGGAUCUCACUCUGGACGCUGGUAGGGAGCUGUGGUUGGAGGUUACAGGUCUCUGUUAA
This is a messenger RNA of Durotheca rogersii, 1338 nucleotides long. Its product is annotated as acid protease. The transcript is spliced from 6 exons. The coding region runs from base 1 to 1338 and encodes 445 amino acids. The record is from RefSeq and is a predicted model, not a curated record. Gene Ontology annotation, molecular function: aspartic-type endopeptidase activity. Lineage: Eukaryota; Fungi; Ascomycota; Sordariomycetes; Xylariales; Xylariaceae. Gene Ontology annotation, biological process: proteolysis.